Molecule: messenger RNA, 273 nt
Organism: Desarmillaria tabescens
Lineage: Eukaryota; Fungi; Basidiomycota; Agaricomycetes; Agaricales; Physalacriaceae
Exons: 1
Source: RefSeq, a predicted model, not a curated record
CAGAGGGUGUUCCCGCUGGAAGUUGUGCAGGCGCUGAGGGGGAUCACGACGGAUUGCGAGACGGAGGCGGAGAGGCUCGAGAGAGCGUUUAGGAGUCGACCGGGGGUGUAUUUUAGGUUUAAUGUUGCGCAGGACUUGCAGGGUGUGGAGUUGUCGGAGUGGGAUCGGUUGGGUGCGGUGCGUUCGCAUACGGAGCAGUAUUUAGCUACGAUGGUGGUGGACCAGAAAUUGGAAGGAGCGGUUAAUGUCCUUCGAGGGGGGAGGGUUUUGUAG